Molecule: messenger RNA, 966 nt
Organism: Penicillium odoratum
Lineage: Eukaryota; Fungi; Ascomycota; Eurotiomycetes; Eurotiales; Aspergillaceae
Product: Efg1 domain-containing protein
Exons: 2
Biological process (GO): maturation of SSU-rRNA from tricistronic rRNA transcript (SSU-rRNA, 5.8S rRNA, LSU-rRNA)
Cellular component (GO): preribosome, small subunit precursor; nucleolus
Source: RefSeq, a predicted model, not a curated record
CCAACAAUGUCUGACUCUCGACGAUCCCGCGGGGAUUCUUCCAAGCGUAAGAGCCAUCAUGUCUCAGAAGACACGGCACCUCGCAAAAAGCAACAUCGCCACGACAGUAACGAAGACAUGCAACUUGACGGCUCCGAGGCUCAGAACCCCAAAGGCAAAUUUACCCCACGAGACAAAGAUUUCACCUCCGUCAACGACCUAAAGCGUCGCAUUCGUGAUGUUAAGCGCCUCCUUAAUAAGGGCACUCUACCCGCAGAUGCUCGCGUGGUGCAGGAGCGAGCCCUGGCAGGAUAUGAGCAGGAUCUGGCGGACGAAAUAACGCGGCGCGAUCGAUCACAAUUGAUCAAGAAAUACCACUUUGUUCGAUUCCUGGAUCGCAAGACUGCAACCAAGAACCUGAACAAACUCCUCCGUCGCGAAAAAGAAGAAACCGACGCAAAGCAGAAGGCCCGUCUUGAGAAAAAGAUCCACGAGGCCCGCGUCAGCCUCAACUACACAAUCUACUACCCCCUCACCGAGAAAUACCUGUCGCUCUACCCCAAAUCGGAAGAGAAAUCCUCUAAAGAAGCUGGUGCAGAGUCAGGCGCAGAGUCAGAAUCCAAGGAUAAGAAACAAGAGAAAGGCGCUAAACCUCCGCUCUGGGCAGUGGUGGAGAAGUGUAUGGCAGAUAAUACCAUGGAUCUGCUCCGUGAGGGCAAGUUGAACAUUGCAUUCGAUGGCCAGCCAAUCGCCAUCCCAGAAAAGCCAGCGCAAGAUGCCAAAGGAAAGAAAAGCAAAAAGAAGGAGUCCGAUGAAGCUCAAUAUGGCUCGAGAAGGGAAAGACGUGCUGCGGCGAACGCUGUGCCCAACGGUAGACGGGACCACAAGGACUACUACGGCCGCGAGAGAGAUCGCCUGCAAGAUGUGGCACCUGUCCAACACACAAACAUUGCGGACGAUAGUGAUGGCGGAUUUUUUGACGAGUAA